AUGAAGAAAGAUGGUCCAAAUAUAUCUAAAGUAGCUUCAGAUUUAAUUCUGGCUUAUAAAUAAUUGACUGGCUAAUAGAAUGAAAUAGUCAUAUCUCCCAGAUAUGAGAAAACUGCAUUAUAUUUUCCAUAAUCACGUAAAUUUUUAUAUUAAAACUCUAUAGCAAUAGAAGAAUAAAUAGAGGAAGAAAAUUAACUUGAUAGUCCAAGAAAAACAUAUACUGAGAAUGAAGAUGAUUAUUUGAAAGAAAUUAGUGAAUUAAGAUAAAUUGUAGAUUAAAGUAAAAUUUUUGAAUAAUAAAGUGAGAAUGAAAUACAUGAACAUACCCGAAAGAUAUUUAACAUAACCAUUAAAUUCAAAUAAUCAAAGUAAUUAGAAUUAUAAUACAAAUCCACUCAAAAAGAAAACUAAAAAACAUAUAGUAAUUACUAAAUACUAAACAGAUUUCCUUAGGCAAUAGUAUGGGAAAAUUUAAUGACUAGGUGUUGUUACUUUUUUUUAUUUCUUAUUUUUGUUACUUUAUAUAUCAUUUUUAUAAAAAAAUUAUUAUUAUGAGCUCUCUGUUAACAGAAUCAAUAGCAAGUGCAAUAUCUGGAAUCAUAGGAAAAUUUUUAUGUUAUCCUUUAGAUACAGUUAAAGCCCAGUUUUAUGUAAUUUUGUUAUAUUCAUUAAUAUCAGGUUGAAAGAAAGCCAAUUUAAAUGAAUUUAAGAGAUGUUCAAAAAACAUUCAAAAAUGUUUACUAAUAAGGAGGAAUAAAACAAUUUUAUAAAGGAGGCUUGAUUGCUAUAGUAAGAAUAACAUUAAUAAAGAUAGGAAGUGGACCUGCAUUUUCUUUAUAUUUGACUUCUUAUCAAUAUUUCAAGAGAGAAAUAGGUCAUAAAAUAGAAUCAAAACUUUUAUUACAUCUAUGUUGUGGAUUAUUGGCUGAAACUGUUAGUGGCGUUUUAUGGCUACCUAUUGAUGUAGUAAAAGAAAGAUUGCAGGUAUAAAAGAGAUUUGGACAUCAUAAUUACAGUGGAUCAAUUGAUGCAGUCUUAUAAAUUUUUAAAUAGGAGGGAAUAUUAGGCUUAUACAGAGGUUAUAUUAAUUUGUAAAUUAAUAGGGUUUGGAGCCACCUUAGGAUUUUUUGGCCCCUAUAGUGCUUUGUAUUUUGCCAGUUUUGAAUAUUUAAAGGGUAUUAAUAUGGUAAUGAAUUAAAGAGUAAACAAAUAAUCAUGCUCUACUGUCUUCUUUGGGAGCAUUCUUUUUUUCCUCUAUUUUGACAUAGCCUCUUUCAGUUAGUAAAAUGAGGAUAUAAAUUUAAUCUCGUAAGAUGUAGCAAAAUCAAACUGGGGAGGGUUUGUUUAAUUACAAGAAUUAAUUACAUGGAAUUUGGAGAAUAUUAAUAGAUGAAGGGAUUUAAGCAUUAUUUAGAGGCUAUGUUAUGAGAUGCUUGUAUGCUGGUUCUUUAACCACUUUUAAUAUGACAUGUGCAGAAUUAUUAAAAAACUAUGCAAAUAAUAAGAUUUGA
Paramecium primaurelia is the source of this 1511-nucleotide messenger RNA. Lineage: Eukaryota; Ciliophora; Oligohymenophorea; Peniculida; Parameciidae. The record is from the annotation of a GenBank genome assembly.